CUCUUCUGCUAUAACUUCCUCGAGCCUCAAAAGCAUAAUUCAAUUUCAUCCCCCGAACAUCACAUCUCACCAAACUUAGGACCGCCUUCAAUGGAGGUUCUGAUGGUGAAGGCUUCCUCUGCUCCUCUUCUCAUCCUAUUUAUUCACCAAACGCUUUUCUUUAUACUCCCACCCAUACCCAACCUCAAAUUCCCCCACUUCUAUACCGCCUUUGCCCACUCAAAAUUUCUGGAAAAGAAAAAGAUGAGCAACCUUGUCAACCGAGAGCAAGCAGGGGAAGAUGAAGACCAUGAGGCGGUUUUUAAUGAUGAAGCACCCCAACCCCAUGGUGGAACUCGACUGAGGCUGGUGGGAAGAAUGUUCGGCGACAGGGAUAUUAGCAAGCAAGCGAUGGUGGGUAUGAUUAACAGGGCGUGGUCACAUUUUUGUGAGCCAUCUGUUCAAGAUAUCUCAAAAAUCCGGAACACCUUCAACUUUAUCUUCAAUCGCAAAGAAGAGAUGGACCAUGCCUGGGAAGGAAGGCCGUGGCAAAUCUCAGGUAACACCCUCCAGCUGAAGCAAUGGGAGGAAUCUGUUCGACCCCAAAAUGUCAACUUCGAUCUUGCAGAUUACUGGGUUCAGAUCCAUGGCAUUCCAGAUCACAAAAGAACCGCCUCUAAUGUCGAAUCAGCUGUAGCUAUGUUUCCAAAGAUCCAUGGCAUAGACAUGAGAAGGCUGAAUCCUGACAAGUAUAUGGAGUUUGUUAGAGUUUUCGUCCAAGCUGAUCUGAAUCGCCCCCUACCCCCAGGCUCGUACUGCACUUUUGAAGGCUCAAGAGAAUGGUUGGGGUUCAGGUACGAGAAGCUGUACAUCCUCUGCUAUUAUUGUGGAAGGCAGGGACACACAAAGCAAGAGUGCCCAAAGAAGAGAGCUGAUGCUGAACAGAGGAUUGCUUCCCCACCAGAAGGAAGAUUCACCCCUUGGAUGAAGGCAGGAACUAGGGCUGUUCGCCCUCCCCCUCCCCCUAGGGGAAGAGUUGUGUAUAACUCCCCUGGCGACGCCGGAUCUAGCUCGGGGUCUCCAGGUUUCGUUCAGAACCAGCUGUGGAUCCCCGGGAAAGCUUCUCGGGCGACAGGAUCUACCACUUCAAGAUCACCGGCAACUCCCUCCGACGGUGACAUGGAACACGGUAUUCGAGGCCCUCCGGGUUUCACGCCUCACCCUUUUCCAACGGGCUAUUCUGCAUCAAGCCCAAGAUCUGCUGCUGGGAAUGCCUGUCAUCGAUUCUUCUCCCCUAGUCCUGACCCUAAUCUAAGGGUCUAUGGAGCGUUACCAUUCUUCUCACCUCCUGUCAAAUUCAAUCCUCACUCCCCCUCCUCCUCCACUGCGAGGAACCUUUCACCGGAGAUGGAAGCUGCUGCUUGGGCCCAUUUUUUUCCUCAACAAGCUAAUUUUCUGAAUGGGCCCUAUCAAGCUCAACAGGCCCAUAUGCAAGCCUCUAUCAUUCAGUCUCAACUUAACCUCCAAGCCCAACAUGCUCAAGCCAACCACCCAAAUGUCUCUCAGAUGGUGGAAGAAUUGGGAAAGAAAAUGGACCUCAACAGAAGGCCCAACGAGUUUGGCUUUCCUCUUCCUACAGAGCUGAUUAAUGAAGGCCAGGCUGAACCGAAAAAAAGAAAGCAUGGUCAGCCACUGGAUUUUGGAGAGCCUUAUUUCUCUCCUGGUGAUGACAGCUGCAAGCCUCGAAAUGCUAGAAUGAGAGUCAAAGGUCGCAAAAUGAAGACAACCGCUGAAGAUGCAAAUGAAGAAUAUCAUGAAGAGAAAGAAACAAGGGAGAAACUGUUGCAUAAUAACUCUGAAGCGAAGGUGGCCAGCUCUAAGCCAUCGGGGGAGGAAUGAGUUAUAUAAGCUGGAACUGCC
This is a messenger RNA of Linum trigynum, 1899 nucleotides long. Lineage: Eukaryota; Viridiplantae; Streptophyta; Magnoliopsida; Malpighiales; Linaceae. The record is from the annotation of a GenBank genome assembly.